GCCUUGUGCGUGCUCGUUUCCGCCGCUCCGGUCAGUUGGUUCUUAUAUCGACGACGGAGGCGGGAGCGGGCUGAAACGGUCGGGGACCUGGCAAGAUGGGGGCUGCGUUGUUGUGGUUGCUAGGGGCCGUUCUGCUCUGCCGGAGCGGUGCCCAUGGAGCCGCUGGCUUUAUCAAAUCACCACUGUCCAAAAAGAAAUUGGUGGAGGACAGUGUGGAUUUGCACUGCGAAGCAGUUGGCAAUCCCAUCCCAGAGAUUCAGUGGUGGUUUGAAGGCGUCGACCCCAACGAGACCUACUCCCAGCUCUGGGAUGGCGCCCGGCAGGCCCGGGUCCAAAUCAACGCCACGUACAAGCAGCAUUCCACCAGCACCAUCUCCAUCUCCCGCCUGGAGCUCCUCGACUCUGGCACCUACGAGUGCCGGGCCAGCAACGACCCCGACCGCAAUCACUUGUCGAAGCGUCCCAAGGUCAAGUGGGUCCGGUCCCAGGCUAACGUUAUUGUCAUCGAACGGGGUGUAGUCAUACACCACAUAGUACCUGCUGGCACCAAGAUGCAACUGAUCUGUAACGUGACCCAGCCUUCGAUCUCCAUUGAAGGCCACCGUUGGAUGAAGGAAGGCAAAGUGCUGAAGGAGGAUUCUAGCAAUUCUCUUUUCACCCAAUUUGAGGUCAGUUUAGAGGACGCCCCCGGAGAAUACCACUGCAUCUUCCUCCCAGAGGUGGUCGGGAGGGCCGUGGUCCAAGUGAAAGGUUCUCCGCGGGUGAUGACUGUAAAGAAAUCCGAGCAUGGGAACGAGGGGGACUCGAUUACUCUCAUGUGCAAGAGCAGCUUGUAUCCCCCUGUAGAAGAGUGGAACUGGUACAAGGAGACCAAGGAGGGGAUUCAGUCCAUCGUGAACGGCACCGAAGAUAGAAUCUUCAUGCAGCACAUGGUGAACAAGUCGGAGCUGCAUAUCCUCAAGCUGGACCUCGAGUUAGACCCCGGGAAGUACUACUGCAACGCUAGCAACACCGAAGGGACCUCGGGCCUCAUCCUGACUCUGCGGGUCCGCAGCCGCCUGGCCGCCCUCUGGCCCUUCCUGGGCAUCGUGGCCGAGGUGCUCAUUCUGGUCACCAUCAUCUUCAUCUAUGAAAAGAGGAGAAAGCCGGACGAGGUCCUGGACGAUGAUGAUGGAGGAUCUGCCCCGCUGAAAAGCAGCGUGUCUGCAAAUGACAAGGACAAAAGCGUACGUCAGAGAAAUGCCACCUAGGCAAGAGGUGACUUCAGCUGAAGAGCUCACCCAGAGGGAUGCGUAUGUGUGUGUGGGUCUGUGUGUUUGGGUGUUGGUUUGCAAUGUAGCACAGAAAAUACACCAGUGUACCUUGCGAAAUGUGAGUUCUCUUCACCUUUUUAAGAAAGACAAAAGCAAAAUAAGUCGAAUUCAAAUGAUACUUUUUUCCUUGUUUUUUAAGCUUUGGGAGGGAGUUUUCUAUAUGCAGAUUUCCACCCCUUGGCUGCCAUUUUUGGUCUUUGUGUAUCUUUUAUAUUUAAGAGAUCCUCAGUGAUGUGGGCUAAGAGGAACGUGCUCUGCUUGUCCUCUUCUGGAUUUGCACCACUCCACGUUCUUGGCAGGGAGGCUCCGAGCCAGGGCGGGAGACGCCUCUGCUGGUGACACGUUCCUUUUUUUAGCUGGCGUCCCCCCCACCUCCAAUUCCCCCCCAGGUUCUUCCCCUCACCCGCUGCUCCUCAGUGGCAGCACAUCCUGAAAGCAAAACCAACUGCUGGGUGUAACCAACCCAUUCUCACUUUCCCCAGCUUAAAUCUUGUGAAAAGGGGUGCUCUCAUUUGCCCUGUGAGCCUGCCUGUCCAAAGCAAAUGAUGCUGUGUCUUUCUCUCUGUCCCUCUCCCCCUGUCUGUGUGUGUGCCGGCCAUGAGUGUGGUUCAAGUGACCUCUUGAUGUGAUCUGAACGAGAAAGUGGGGGCUCAGCUAGUAAAGAAAGGAUAUGCAGGCAGCAUGUGGGUCCCCGCUCUCCCUUUUGCUGACUGUGUGCCGUAAUUACCACCCCUGACUGCCCCAACUCACUCUGCCGUGGUCUUUCUCCCUGGGAAUGUUUUUCUGCCACAGACCCUUCCAGCGGGCCUGGGCUUGAUUGUAGUGUUAACUUAUUGCGCAGGUAAUUUUUCUUCUCAAGUGUCACUGUAAUACCAUUGUUCACUGGGAGUUGUGUAUUAGAUGACAGAACUCUGUUCUUUUUUCCCCCCCGACCGCGUGUGUACGUCUGUCCAGCAGUGAGUCUCUGACACCUACCCCGGGAGCCGCGGAACCUCUUUACUCCUCUCUCCCCGUGAGAUGGAGGCGCUUGUGGGUGGCCAGUAUUGUUCCAAUCAUCUGUGAUACCCCACCUAUCGACACUUUGCAAAUAAAGGCUUCUCCCUCCCAG
Ornithorhynchus anatinus (platypus) is the source of this 2421-nucleotide messenger RNA. It is a transcript of the gene BSG, whose product is annotated as basigin (Ok blood group). Lineage: Eukaryota; Metazoa; Chordata; Mammalia; Monotremata; Ornithorhynchidae. The record is from RefSeq and is a predicted model, not a curated record. Bases 96 to 1250 code for a protein of 384 amino acids. The transcript has 9 exons.